AUGGGUAAUCCGGACGAGUUUGCCCCUCCGCGGGACGAUGAGGAGUCUCUGACCCUCAAUGUUGACUGGUCGAUUGAGGAAGAACGCAAGGUCAAGCGGAAGCUCGAUUUUAUUAUUAUGCCCCUCCUUACGUUGGGCUUUUUCUGUUUGCAGCUCGAUCGCGGCAACAUUUCCAAUGCCAUCACCGAUAACAUGAUGGAGGAUGUCGGCAUCACGCAGAACCAGUUCAACGUCGGCCAGCAGAUGCUGUCCCUCGGCAUCGUGCUCUUCGAGAUACCCUCCAACAUGAUCCUGUACCGCGUCGGCCCCGGCAAGUGGCUCACCCUCCAGCUCUUCCUCUUCGGCACCGUCAGCACCUUCCAGGCCUGGCAGAACAGCUACGGCUCCUUCAUCGCCUCCCGCUUCCUCCUCGGCAUCACCGAGUCCGGCUUCAUCCCCGGUGGCCUCUGGACCCUCUCCACCUGGUACACCCGCCGCGAGACCGCGAAGCGCGUCAUGUUCUUCUACUUUGGCAACCAGUUCGGCCAGGCCUCGUCCAAGCUGCUCGCCUACGGUAUCCUGCACAUGCGCGGCGUCGGCGGCAAGCCAGGUUGGUUCUGGCUCUUCGUCCUCAUGGGCAUCUUCACCAUCUUCAGCGGCUUCAUCCUCGGCUUCUGCCUCCCCGACUCCUUCCGCAACCCUUGCAGCACUUUCCUGCCCGGCAAGUCGUGGUUCAGCGAGCGUGAGAUUCACAUCCUCCGCACCCGCGUGCUCCUCGAUGACCCCAUGAAGGGCAAGAAGAAGAAGAAGAUUGGUCGCCCCGCCUUCAAGAAGGCUUUCACCAACUGGCGCCUCUACGCUCACGUCCUCAUCACUCUCUGCAACAACGGUCCCCAGCGCGCCUUCGAUACUUAUGCGCCUUCUAUCGUUAGGAGCUUCGGAUAUGAAGCUCUCAAGAGUAAUGCCAUGGCCGCCGUCGGUCUUUUCAUCCAGAUUCCCGUUUCGUUCACUUUCAGCUGGAUUUCCGACCAUUUCAACCGUCGCGGAGAAACGGCCAUUGCCGGUCUCAGCAUGCACUUGCUCGCCUACAUCUUCAACCGCAUCUUCACUGAGCUUAGCAGCAAGGGUGUCAAGUACUUUGGUGUCGUCUGGACCCAGACCUUCGGCACAUUCUCCCACCCUCUCAACAUUGCCUGGAUGUCUCUCGCCUGCGAGGAUUCGGAAGAGCGUGCGCUCGCCAUGGCCAUGGUCAUCAUGGGUGCCAACACCGCUGGUAUCUACGGCGCCCAGAUUUUCCGCGAGGACGACAAGCCCAAGUACCGCCGUGGCUUCGGUAUCAACAUCGGCGUGCUCACCGUCGGCCUCAGCAUGGCCACUGCCCGAUGGAUCGAUGAUUUGUUCCGCCGCAGGAAGGCCGCCAAGCAGCUCCAGCUCGAGCAGGAGAACGGCUCCAACGACAAGGCCGCCCGCCCCAGCGAUGUGCAGCCCGCGCCUAUCCUCAUUGGUGACGACAAGAAGCCCGUCGUCGGCAACUAG
This is a messenger RNA of Parascedosporium putredinis, 1515 nucleotides long. Lineage: Eukaryota; Fungi; Ascomycota; Sordariomycetes; Microascales; Microascaceae. The record is from the annotation of a GenBank genome assembly.